UUUGUCCGAUAUAGAGAGUAGAAAUGCAUAACGCAGAAAUAAUAAUGAUUUAUAUAAAAUUUUAUAUUAAAAAAAAAUAAUAAUAAUAAUAAAUUUUUGUUGAUACGAUGAUCGAGUUCUGAUAUUGAUUAUAAACUUUGCUUGUUCUUAUAAUCAAAAAACGCUCAUUUCUUUGUUGAGGAAAUAUGUUUUUAUUCAAUUUACAUGUACUUUAUCAAUUGAUUAAUUAAUUAUUUAUUUUGUUUAUUUAUUGACUUAACUACUGAUCGAUCUAUUUAAAUCUAUAAUUUAUUUAUUUAUUUAUUUAUUAUUAUUUUUUUUUAUAUUUCUGAUUUACUAGUAUUUUACCUCAUUAAGAUCAACACAAGUUGUUUGAAUUUCUUGUUGUCAAUAUAGUAUUAAAACUCCUCUAUCGAGGUUUUCCUCAAUAGGAUCAACACAAGUUGUUUGUGUUUCCUGAGGACAAUAUUUCAAACUCCUCUUUUGAGGUUUUCCUCAUUAGGAUCAACACAAGUUGUUUGUGUUUCCUGAGGACAAUAUUGAUUAAAACUCCUCUCUUGAGGUUUUCCUCAUUAGGAUCAACACAAGUUGUUUGUGUUUCCUGAGGACAAUAAUUUUUUAUUAAACAUUCUAUGGUAACAUUUUAGUUUUUGAAAUCAGCAUUACUUUAGAGGGUAACUGUUUUAUUCGGAAAGGCUAGUAUAUAAAACAAAAUAAUAAUAAUGAUAAUAUAUAACAAUAAUAAAAAGGGGAUUUUAGUAAAUGUAUUUAUCUAUUUGUCGUUGUUUACAGGACAAAUCUUGAAAAUACAAAUCUCACCAUAUCUAUUGAUUUUUAUUGACAAUAAGUAUUUCUUUUUACAGCAUCACUAAAGAAUUAAAAGUAUAUAUUUUCAGUAUAUAUUCAAUGCCUCCAAAGAGACAGUCAAGUAGGGCACGAGCGGUUCCACCCGCUACUUCCCGACUAGGAAAGAAAAGACGAUUGGUAGCAGACCAAAUCUCGGUACCUGAUGAUGUGGUGGAUGAAAUCACCAAAACUGUCACGGAAAGGGUUACGGCUUCAAUAACAACACUUAUUAAAGAAGUUGUCAACGCUAGAUCAUCGGAUUUAGAUAAUCAGGGGAGUAUAGAUAAUAGUAACGUGCAAGCAUCUCCACAGAUUACCAUCUCAGAUAAUAGUGCCACGGUAAAUUCUCAAUUAAGUGUAUUGCCCGAGGCCACUGAAGCAAAUAAAGGUAAGGGACAAACAGGAUUUGUCAGCACAGCAGUGCCAAUAGAAGCUCUUGUGUCUGACCAAAUCAAGUCUAAGAUAUGGUCGAAUCAGUGCAUUGAUUUUGUCAAACUUUUAUCGAAAGAAAAACAGAAAAAGGGUAAGUUUUCUUUGCAAGUAGAAAAUAGUGAUUCUCAGGGGAAAUUAACCAUUCACCAGGUUGAGAACGAUGCUGAAGACAAGUCAAGUGUUUCUUCUAUGCAUGACUGGAUUACAGCUUGGAACAGGUAUGCAGCAAUAUAUUGUAUAAAAUAUCCUGAACAGCAGUCAAAAUUAGCCAAGCAUUUAGAGGCAGUACGAGACAUUGCUGAUGCCAAAGGUAAUUGGAAAUAUUAUGAUGCAGAAUUUAGACAACUUGUAUCUCAAGGACAGGUUGCAUGGGGGGAUGUUCAUAUGGAAUUGUAUGUUAACGCUAGACUCAAGACUGAUCUAUUGACAAAAGUAAGUAGUGAAGACGCACCAUUAGGGCCAAUUCCAAAAGGGGCUUGUUUCAAUUAUCAUGCAGGCAAGCAGUGUCGUGCAGGUUUAUCCUGUCGCUUCCAACACAGGUGUUACAACUGUGGUAGCAACCACCCAUUUAAUCACUGUAACAAACAAACUCAGCAGCCCUUUCGUUUCCUUAGAAAAUUCCACACCCAAGCAAAUAAUAAGAAGGAAUCUACCAACCCCUCCAAACAAAGGGAUGACAAAAGUAAGUAGAUUGGCAAAAUUGUUGGCUGGGUUUUAUUGGUGAAAGCCCGAGUAUUGAAUCAUAGAAUUUAAAUUCUGCUUUCCAAAACUCACAGCUAAUGUCUCAAGAUAGAAAAGAAAUUUUGGCUGGGAGGGUUUAUGGACCUUUUGAAAUCAAACCAAUGAACUGGAUUCAGUUAAAAUGGAAUCUAGGCUUCCAGAUGAUAAGAUCCUUAAGUGUGUUAAGAAAAUUGAAUGAAGUUUACAACAACAAAAAUUGACGCUUAAGGAAUUGCAGUCACUAUUGGGUUUAUCAUACUUUGCAUGUAAUGUAGUAUUUACCAUUAGGUCUUUUCUUAGAAAACUUAUAGACUUGAAAUGGAAUUAAACACACACACAGAAAAAACAAUACUAUAAGAUUAGAAUUAAAAAAGAAUGUAAAAGGAGAUCUUAAUGUUUGGCUGAGUUUGCUUUCAAAUCACAAUAGAUCUACCAAGUUUUUUGCCGGACAAGUUACUGAUGCAUCAGGGUCUAUUUGAUAUUCUGUAGUGCUUGGUAGUCAGUGGUUUCAAAGAAAUUGGGAUAUUAAUUGGAGACACCAGAAUAUUGCUAUUUUUAAAUUUUAUCCUAUAGUAUUCGCUGUGCAAACGUGGUCAAAAUAUCUUGCAAAUAAAUAUAAUUUGUUUAACACUGACAUUCAAGCACUUGUGUUAAUCUGUCUGGAAUUUAAUAUUCAUUUUAAAGCAAGACGUUUGUCAAGCAAAGAAAAUUUGCUAUGUGACUAUCUUUCUCGUUCCAAGGUACAGCAAUUCCGGGAACUGGCUACUUGGACAGAACAGACUUCCAGUAGGAAUACCUCCCCUUCCGCCUUUUCCAUCUUGAUCGGCGUUAAGGGGAAAUUACCAACCCUGGACAUUUCAUUGGAGAUCAUCUUAAUUUCUGAUGCAUACAAUAUUUGGUGACAUGUUUUAGCAGUAA
This is a messenger RNA of Saccostrea cuccullata (small rock oyster), 2916 nucleotides long. RefSeq lists its product as uncharacterized. Bases 907 to 1968 code for a protein of 353 amino acids. The record is from RefSeq and is a predicted model, not a curated record. Lineage: Eukaryota; Metazoa; Mollusca; Bivalvia; Ostreida; Ostreidae. The transcript has 2 exons. Gene Ontology annotation, molecular function: metal ion binding.